GUGUCUGAGAAAAUAACUACUUCGGAGGAGUUCAGCUUGCAAUGGCGGCAGACCAACUCGUGGGCUCCGAGAUGCAUGGAUUCCAUACUUUGCAAGAUUUAGAUAUUGGGAAUAUUGUGAAAGACGCCGGAAGAAGAUGGCUCUGCGGUGAUGAAAUUUAUGCAAUAAUCUGUAAUCACAAGCAUUUCUGCGUCUAUAGCUGUCCAGUGAAUUUGCCCAAAAGUGGCGCUAUUUUACUUUUUGACUGUAAGAGGCAAAGGUACUUCAGGCAGGAUGGUCAUAACUGGAAGAAGAAAAAGGAUGGCAAGACUGUCAAUGAAUCUAAUGAACGCUUAAAAGUUGGUAAUCAAGUAAGGAUCCAAGUAUGCUAUGUGCAUGGCCAAUAUAACCCGACCUUUGCUCGCAGGUGUUACAGGCUUCUUGACAAGAACCCAGAACAAGACAUAGUCCUUGUUCAUUAUCGUGAACUAAAGGAGGAAUCUGGCGAUAAGCAUGUAUAUUAUGCUGGCGGCAAAGACUUUUUAGAAUCAACAGGGCUUGGUGACAAUUUAACGGUCCAGAAUCACGAAUGGAGGCGUCAUGAGAUUUAUCCAAUGAAACGGGAUGAACUCCUACUUAUAAAUGAUUCUAACAACUCAACUGCACCUAAAGAAGAUGAAGUUUCAAGCUUUGAUCAAUCAAAUCAAAUUGAGGUAAAUGACUACUCAUAUGAUAAGAAGAGACAGCGAGAGGAUGUGAACGCCCAGCCAGAAGGGAGUGGUUCUGAGGAUAAGCGUAGGAGGUUUCCUACUUUCUGGGAUGUGGUCUGCGAAUUUAAGAAGAGGCAAUCAGUCCAGAAUUUUCUAGAGCCAAUUCUAGAAUCCGUGAUUCGUAGAGUGGUCAACGAGGUAUUUGAGAAGCAUUUAGACAACAUGAAACAGAAUUGUGGGAAUGAGGCAACUACUUCCGAGUCAAGAAGCUUACAUGUGAACUUCACUGACAACCUCUCUCCCCCAGUAUUUUCUGGAGCUGAAAUUGAAGGAGAAGGUUGCUCUAACAUACAAGUAGCUUUGGUUGAUGCUCAUAUUGAUCAACAACCUCUCUCUUAUGACGGGGAGGCUAGCUUUCCCUGGACAGAGAGCCCUCCCAAGUUUUUGGCUUCUGGUGAGAUUGGUGAAUUUGAUUAUACCCAACAGUGUGCAGCUUCUCCAGAUACCUUUUCUGUUUUGGAUGAGCAUGGCUUGGACAAUUUGGACAAUAUGGGUCUCAGAUAUGACCAGGCUUUGAGUUUCCCAGACCAAGUCACCAGCUCCCUACCUUUGUGUGAUGAGGAUCAUCCGCAAUUUAUCGAUACUGCUAUUUACUUUGAGAACCUCGAGUUAGAAUCAUCCUGGGAACUACAGUGUGCCGUCGACAACUUCCUGUCGGCGGCACGUUCUACAGCUGUUGCUCAGAUGAGAUGGACAAAGGUAUUCAGCGUGUUUAAGUGGUUCUCACUUCAGAAGGCUGUAAUUGUUAAAAAAAAGGAUAUAUUAUAUAUAAAAAAAUAAAAAUAAAAGAGAGAUAGAUUGCUGCCCAUUUAAUUUUGCGUGCAGUUGUAGUGAGACGAGUUGGAGGUCUAGCUUUUUAGAUGUGUUUGGAAGUGUGCCCUAAACUUCAAUGUAUAUUAGACAUAUAUAAUUGCUUAUUGUUC
Corylus avellana is the source of this 1672-nucleotide messenger RNA. RefSeq lists its product as uncharacterized. Lineage: Eukaryota; Viridiplantae; Streptophyta; Magnoliopsida; Fagales; Betulaceae. Gene Ontology annotation, biological process: regulation of transcription by RNA polymerase II. Gene Ontology annotation, cellular component: nucleus. Gene Ontology annotation, molecular function: double-stranded DNA binding; transcription coregulator activity. The record is from RefSeq and is a predicted model, not a curated record.